AUGGCCUCCAACGCGGCCCAAGAUAAUCCUGCGUCUGCUGCGGUAGAUAAGGAUGAUUUGAUGAUACCGGUGAUCGACUUCGGCCCAUUCUUCACAGGGACCCCAUCCGAUAAACAUGCUGUCGCUCUUUCCAUAACCCAAGCCUUCAAAACAUCCGGCUUCCUCUACCUAAAGGCACAUGGUAUUCCACCAUCCAUUGUAUCCGGGGUGUUUGCGUCAUCUGCCCGUUUCUUCGCCCGCCCCCAAAGUGAGAAGGAUUCUCUGGGCUGGACAACCCCACAGUCGAACCGUGGUUACGUCGCUAUCGGGCGGGAGAAGUUAACCACCGUUGACGAGACAACCGGAGUCGACACUCUGCGUGCGUCCGCACCAGACAUCAAGGAGACUAUGGAACUUGGUCGCGAGGGAGUCGAGGGCCUGCCUAAUCGCUGGCCCGAUCAUCUCGAUGACGAAGGAAAACAUUUCAAAGAAACCAUGCAAUCAUUCUUUGAAAUGGGAAAGGACCUGCAUAAGAAUAUCAUGCAGGCCAUUGCAUUGGGAAUGAAUUUGCCGGAGCAUUUCUUCGACGAUUCUGUCAAUGCUGGUGACAAUAACCUCCGUCUGCUUCACUAUCCUCCCGUCAGCAAAGAAGUCUUCAAAAAUAACCCUAACCAAGUCCGUGCCGGCGAGCACAGCGACUACGGUUCAAUCACUCUGCUUUUCCAGGAUCGACACGGUGGACUGCAAGUACGCAGCCCUAAAGGAACAUUUGUGGAUGUGACUCCCAUUGCUGAUACCAUUGUUGUCAAUGCUGGGGACCUGCUCGCUCGAUGGUCCAAUGACACCAUCAAGAGUACCCGUCAUCGGGUAAUUCAGCCGCCCGCGCCCGAGGGCUCUGGGGACGAUGCUCCGGAUUAUCCUGCUCGUUACAGCAUAGCGUAUUUCUGCCAGCCAAACAACGAUAAACUUAUUGAAGCACUACCGGGAACCUUUGGCGAGGAAACCAAAGUGCCCAAGAAAUACUCGGCGAUUACUUCAGGCGAAUACCUGGUCCAACGAUUGACAGCGACUUACUAA
This is a messenger RNA of Penicillium samsonianum, 1056 nucleotides long. Its product is annotated as isopenicillin N synthase family dioxygenase. The coding region runs from base 1 to 1056 and encodes 351 amino acids. The record is from RefSeq and is a predicted model, not a curated record. Gene Ontology annotation, molecular function: dioxygenase activity. The transcript has 2 exons. Lineage: Eukaryota; Fungi; Ascomycota; Eurotiomycetes; Eurotiales; Aspergillaceae.